Microtus oregoni (creeping vole) is the source of this 1542-nucleotide messenger RNA. Its product is annotated as hyaluronidase PH-20-like. The transcript has 3 exons. Gene Ontology annotation, biological process: carbohydrate metabolic process; hyaluronan catabolic process; fusion of sperm to egg plasma membrane involved in single fertilization. Gene Ontology annotation, molecular function: hyalurononglucosaminidase activity. Lineage: Eukaryota; Metazoa; Chordata; Mammalia; Rodentia; Cricetidae. Gene Ontology annotation, cellular component: acrosomal vesicle. The coding region runs from base 1 to 1542 and encodes 513 amino acids. The record is from RefSeq and is a predicted model, not a curated record.
AUGGGAGGAUUACAAUUUAAAUACCUUUUUUGGGGGUGCUUUGCUGAGUCUGGGGGAACAUUCCAGGCAGCGCUAAUAGUCUCCCUUUUGAUUCCAUGUUCCUUGAGUAUGGAUUAUAGGGCAGGGCCAAUUAUUCCAAAUGAGACUUUAAUCUGGGUCUGGAACGUCCCAACUGAAGCUUGUAUUGGAAAAUUUAAUCACUCACUAGAUCUGAGCCUCUUCCCUUUAAUCGGAAGUCCCCGGAAAACGGCCACAGGGCAGCCUGUUACACUAUUUUAUGUUGAUCGACUUGGCUUCUAUCCUCACAUAGAUUCAGUGCUAGCCGAACAUCAUGGAGGAAUACCUCAAUUAGGGAACUUGCAAGAUCAUCUGGCCAAAGCAAAGACUGACAUAGAGCAUUACAUCCCAAAAGACCAAUUAGGCUUAGCUGUCAUUGACUGGGAAGAAUGGAGGCCCACCUGGCUGAGAAACUGGAGACCCAAGGAUAUCUACAGGAAUAAGUCUAUUGCCUUGGUCCAGAGAAAUAAUCCAGGAAUUAGUAUCGCUGAUGCCACCAAAAAAGCCAAAGAUGAAUUUGAAGCCGCAGGAAGGAAGUUCAUGGAAGGGACUUUAAGACUAGGAAAAUCAAUUCGACCAAAACACUUAUGGGGUUAUUAUCUCUUUCCUGAUUGCUAUAACAAUAAAUUUCAAGACCCAAAAUAUAAUGGGAUGUGCCCUCCCGUGGAAAAGCAAAGAAAUGAUGAUCUCAACUGGAUGUGGCAAGAAAGCACCGGCCUUUACCCAUCUGUUUAUUUGAAGAGAGACUUGAAAUCUAAUCGGCAAGCUGCACUCUAUGUCCGCUACCGAGUAGUGGAAUCUAUCCGAGUGUCCAAAGUUCGGAAUGAAAAAAAUCCUGUCCCGAUUUUUGUCUACAUACGUCUUGUUUUUACUGAUAACGUUUCUGAGUACCUUGAGGAGGCUGACCUUGUGAAUACAAUAGGUGAAAUUGUUGCUUUGGGUCCUGCUGGGAUUAUAAUUUGGGACGCUAUGACUUUAGCACAACGUGCGCCAGGCUGCCCGAUCCUUCAUAAAUACAUGAAGAGUACCCUGAACCCGUACAUAAUCAACACCACCCUAGCUGCCAAAAUGUGCAGCCAAGCACUGUGUAAGGAAAAAGGCGUGUGCACAAAGAAAAAUGAAAGUUCAGAUGUCUAUCUUCACUUGAACCCAAGUCAUUUUAAUAUUGAAUUAACGAGAAGUGGAAAGCAUUUAAUCCAUGGCAGCCCCAGAGUUGGAGACCUGAAGUACUUUCAUGAACAUUUUAAAUGCAGCUGUUUUACCAACACGAACUGUAUGGAGAGAUCUGAUAUAGAAUCCGUAGAAAGCGUUAGUGUGUGCACAGGUGACAACGUUUGUAUAAAGGCUCCUGUAGAGCCCAACCUAUCAUCCUGCCUUCUACCUGGCAAAGGCAUUCUCCUGCUGACAGUACUCACGCAUGUACUGCACCAUCUGCUAGAAGAGAGUCUUGCUUUCCAGGGUAAGAUGCUAGUGGGUGCUCCUUAA